AUGGCCGCCAUUUGCAGCUGGACGGUGCUGCCCUCGUCGGAGGCGGCGGAGAGGGCGCUGGGGGAGUCGAGCCUGCAGAGCAGCGGCCGCCACGUGCACUGGCUGCACUGCGCCAGCGAGGCCGCGGGGGACGACCUGUCGGCGCUGUGCCUGCUGUGGAAGGGCAGCAGAGGGAGCGCGGCGGCCGUGGCGCCCUUCGUGGUGCUCGCCAGCGACGCGUGCUCUCGCGCGCCCACGUGCGUGCACGCGGCGGGCGCGGAGCGGGAGGCGGCCGCGUGGAGGCCGCGGGCCGGGCUGCUGGUCGGGGAGCCCGGGAUGGGCAAGACGCAGUUCCUGCAGCGCCUGGCGGCCGAGGCGCGCGCGCGCAAGCCGCAGCGGUGGGCCGUCGUGGUGCAGGCGCUGCGCCACCGGCACCUCCUGCAGCGCUUCCCGGAACCCCCAGAUCUGUCGAAGGAGCACCUGCUGGGUCUGCUCACGGGGGCGGCGUGCGGCGUGGCCUCGGGGGCGAGCCUGGCUGAGGUGACGCGGCGCUGCCUUCGAGCAGCUCUCGAGGACACAGGCGAGAUAGCCGUGCUGGUGGAUGGAGUGGACGAGAUUUGCCCGGCCUACAAAGACAAGCUUAUUAGACUUCUGGAGAUUCUGCUGGAAACGAAAGUGAAGCUUGUAUGGGUUUCUUCACGACCAGAGCACUGGGCCUCCUUGCACGGCUGCUCCGCGGCUGUGUUCGAGCCGCUGGCCCGCGAAAUGGUCGACUCGCUCCUGGACGCGGAGGGUGGCCGCCAGCGCAGCCUGCUGGACGUCCCACUGCACGUGCAGAUGGCGGCGGAGACGUACGAACCGCUGGCGGCGCAUGUGCUGCACGCUGGCGGCGGCCAGCUGCCCAAGGGCGCCUUCUCGCUCUACGACCUCUACCGGCGCUUCGUGGACAAGAAGAGGGAGCUGUUCAAGCAACGCUUCGGGCUCACUGAUGCCAACUUUGAAAAUAUCUCACUCGUCGACAACUUCGAUGAGGUUCACCAAAACUGUGCUAUCCUCGAGCUGGUUUCCGAUGGUUCUUAUGGUGACGUCAAUGUACUACCUUUCAAGAACUACCUAGAAAAUAAUAAGAGAAACAUAAUCAAAGAAAAAAACGGAAUCCUAUGGAUGGAAGAAGAAGGAAUGCAUCGUUUUGUGCAUUAUACAUUUAUGGAAUAUUUUGCUGCCUCUUGGAUGGUCUCACACAUCAAUGAUCAGGAAACAGCGCUUGAUCUAGCAAAGGAGAUCUGGCGCAGACAAUUUCACCAAAAACGAUUCUCCAAACUGCGGCACAUCCUGGAGCACAUGCUGUCGGAGGGGCUGCCGCUGCACCGGGCCGUGCUGGAGGGCAGCGAGGGCGCGCUGGAGGCGGCGCUGGCGUCUGGGGCCUGCGACCUCGACGCUUGCGACCGCUUGGGGCGCACGGCGCUGGUGCAGGCGGCGUCGCUGGGGCGCGGCGGCGCCGUGGGCGCGCUGCUGGGGCGGGGCUGCGACGCCGGGCGCCGCGACGCGCUGCUGGGCUGGACGGCGCUGCGCUUCGCCAGCGCGGGCGCGCACCUCGACGCCGCGGAGCGCCUGCUGCAGGCGGGCGCCAGCGCGCACCACCUCGUGCUCGAUGACGCUCACGACGCCGUUCUCAAGGCCGCCAAGUUCGGCUUGGCCAAA
Molecule: messenger RNA, 1680 nt
Organism: Gryllus bimaculatus (two-spotted cricket)
Lineage: Eukaryota; Metazoa; Arthropoda; Insecta; Orthoptera; Gryllidae
Source: the annotation of a GenBank genome assembly